Molecule: messenger RNA, 1318 nt
Organism: Hippocampus comes (tiger tail seahorse)
Lineage: Eukaryota; Metazoa; Chordata; Actinopteri; Syngnathiformes; Syngnathidae
Product: natterin-3-like
Exons: 4
Coding region: 17-1258 (413 amino acids)
Source: RefSeq, a predicted model, not a curated record
GAAGGUCGCCUUGGAGAUGUUAAAACGGCGCCCGCGUGCGCCAAACGUCGAGACCAACGCGGCGGACCGGCGACGCGUCAACGAGAUGAGGACGUGUCUCGUUGCUUUGGUGUCCGCGCUUCUGCUGCAGCUCUGCAGCCCAACGCUGCAGUCGGACGCACGCCAGUCCAAUGACGACGCGCGGCUGAACGUGGCCCUGGGGGAGGUGGUCCCACCCCUGGAGGCGGGCCGUGACCCCGCCCCACGAGGCCCGGGCUCCUCCUCCUCCUCCUCCUCCUCCUCGGCCGACUUCGGCGAGCACGCCAACCUCAGGUGGGUCCCGUGGAACGGCUCCCUGCCCGAUGGGGCGGUAGCCAUCUUCAAUGGCUACGCGCAGCGCACCGACUACGUGUGCAAGGUCGAUUGCGAGGCGGGCUUCUUCGCGGGCGACGCCUGCCGCUACCCGUACGCCGACAAGGAGUACGCGUCCACCGACUUCGACGUGCUGGUCAACGUGGACCGCUUCGAGUUCCUGGAGUGGGCGGAGGACUCGUACGGCUCGGUCCCCUCGCACGCCGUCCGGACGUGCCGAGACGUCGACAUCUUUGUGGGCAAGAACAAGUACGGCCUCGGCAAGGUGGUGAGCCAGCACGAAGCCUUCUUCCUUCCGUGGGAGGGCGACGAGUACUGGUACAAGAGCUACCAGGUCCUGCGGGUCAACCCGGACGUGUACAGCCAGCACGUCUCGCACGUGGAGUACGCCGUGGACCAGAUGAAGCUCUUCCACCACCCGCCCGAGACCCUGCAGCUGGCCAAAGUCACCAACCUGGAGUGCCGCGCCGUGCGCAAGACCGUUUCGCUGGACAAGACCAGCACCAGCGAGAAGACCUGGGACAUCGGCCGCGAGACCCGCAAUGGCUCCGUGUCCACCAUGAAGGCCAAGGUGCCCAUCCUGGGGCCCGGCAACGUGGACUUCACCGAGGAGCGGACGGUCACCUUCGCCGAGGGGACCCGCCUGCUCGAGUCCGUGAGCCACUCGGUCAGCGUGGAGAUCCUGGUGCCGCCCAACUUCUGGUGCGGCGUCAGGAUGGACGGACGCAAGAUGAGAGCCGACAUCCCCUUCCGGGCGCGGCUGAGUCGCACCAACCACAACGGAGACACGCACUGGACCUCCGUCGCGGGGACCUACGACGGCGUCAGCGUGGGCGAGAUCAACGCCGUGGUGGAGCGAUGCCAGCCGGUGGCCGACGCCGUUCCGUGCCGGCUCACGCAAGGCUGAAAAUUACAAAAAAAAAAAUGUGGUUUUGCACGAAGAAAUAAAAUCUUUUCACGAAGAUUA